AUGUCGUUCGACAUCGAUAAGUCGCAGGCCGAGGCUGUGCUACCCGGCUAUGCCCCGUCGGGAUCGACCCGCAAGCGUCGUUUAGCGCUCACCCCGCGAUCCUGUCUCCUCUCACUCCUGAGCUUUAUCGCCCUCGUGUACUAUCUUGGCAUCUUCACCACCUACAGCACCACUCAACACCACAUCUACCAGCCUUCGCCUCACCCGCACAUCCAGUCCCUCUUUGCUGCUUCCCUCGCCAAGUGUGAUGCAAUCUCUGCACCUGUUGGCCCUCCUGCAGAUUUCCACAAGCGAACCCGCUCCGACCGAGCAGAAUCCGAUCUUCAGGAUGUAGUCAUUCGCAACGCGACGCUUUGGACCGGUAACGAUCAAGGCCACGAGGUGCUAUCUGGAUAUGAUGUCUUGCUAUCCCAAGGUAUUAUCAAGCGUAUCGCUCGUACAAAGAAGAAUGAGUUUCUUUGGAACGGGGCAAAUGUAGACAAAGUCAAGGUCAUCGAUGCUGCGGGUCGAUGGGUAACCCCUGGUCUCGUCGACAUGCAUGUGCAUCUGUCUGUUGGAGCUCUUCCCGCACUCCCCGGUCAUGACGACAUUAACAGCAUCGGCAAGAACACCAACCCUUAUCUUCGCACCAUCGAUGGCAUGAAUCAGCACGAUGCUUCUUUCCACAAGUCUCUUGCCGGGGGUAUCACCACUGGUCUUGUCCUGCCCGGUUCAGCCAACUCGAUAGGUGGUCAGGCUUUCCCCAUCAAGUACCGCCAGCCUUCCUCACAUCUCCCUCAAGACCGGAUUAUCGAGCCGCCUACAUCGCUUGCCCAUCUUGGCCAGGGCAAGGGUGGCUCGGCUUCUGAGCACUCAGCUAUUGAGCCCAACAUUGAGACCGGACUCCACCGCAAUGAUAGCAGCUCCAGCUGGCGCUACAUGAAGAUGGCUUGUGGUGAAAACGCUCGCCGCAUCUACAAGAUGACUCGGUUUGAUGAAGCAUGGGACUUCCGACGCACCUUUUCCGCCGCUAGAGAUCUCAAAAACAAGCAAGACGCUUUUUGCGACAGCGCCAAAUCUUUCGCCUCUCUUCACGGUCCCAACUCCUCUCCUUCCACGCUGGCAGAUGCCGAAUUUCCGGAUGACCUCGAACUCGAAGCAGUAGUUGCUCUCCUUCGUGGAAAAGUCAAGCUCAAUACCCACUGCUACACCCAGGUCGAUUUCGAAGCCUUUGUGCGUCACUCAAAUGAGUUCCAGUUCCCUGUUGCCGCUUUCCACCACGCACACGAGUCCUACCUUGUACCAGAUCUGCUCAAGCAGACAUACGGAAAUGUCACCCCAGCAAUCGCCAUCUUCAGCACCAACGCCAAUUACAAGCUCGAAGCGUACUUUGGCACUCCUUUCACCGGCGCCAUUCUUGCAUCGCAGAACAUCACACCCAUUUACAAGUCAGAUCACCCAGUGACGGACUCGAGACGCAUCUUGAAUCAGGCCGCACAAGCGCAUCACUUUGGUCUGAACGAGGUCGACGCAAUGAGGAGUGUCAUUUCGGCUCCGGCGGAGAGGUUGGGUUUGCAUCAUAGACUAGGGUACAUUCGGCAAGGGUGGGAUGCGGAUGUAGUGGUUUGGAAUACGCAUCCGUUGAGGAUGGGCGCAACCCCGGUCGAAGUUGUGAUCGAUGGUGUGCCGCAGCUUGGACCAAAUGCCCCUGUGCCCAGCCCUGACCUGCCGCAAGCCGAGGUGGACGCCCGAAUCGAAAAGUACAGACCAUCUUGGCCAGCACCCGCUGCUCCUAGAGCAGGAAACUUCAGCUUUGACAUCGAGCAGGUGAGGAAAUCCUACGACGAGAUCAUCACCUUCGAAUCACUUGCUUUCCCCUCUGCGAAGCGGGCCUCGACAAAUUGUACGGUUUUCACCAACCUCAGCCAACGAUUCAUCCGCCACAGCGGCACCGCUCGCAUCUCAGAAGAGGCGUUUCCCUCUUCCGGAACUAUCGUUGUCGCCGACGGAAAGAUUUUGUGUAGUGGGCAAACGUGCAGCGCCUCCGUGUGCCCUUCAUCCGUCGUGCACAGCAUCGAUACACGUGGCGGAGUCGUGCUUCCCGGCCUUACGUCGUUUGGGUCCAACCUCGGCCUCACCGAUAUCGUUUCUGAACCAGACGCAUCCGAUGGCUACACCCUGGACCCACUUACUUCGUCCAACGCCAUCCCGCAGACUGCUGAAUACCUUCGUUCCUGGCCCACCGCACGUGCGGUGGAUGGGCUUCAGUGGGGAGGACACGACCUGACCCGAGCACGCGCAUCCGGUGUUACUAAGGCCAUCGUUUUCCCGCAGAGCGAUACGUUUUUCUCUGGCAUCUCGGUCAAGUUUGAUACGGGUGCCGAGAAUGUCUUGUCCAAAGGGGCGGUCGAGGUGGAAGAAGUGGCAGCACAUGUGACGCUGGUGCACAAUCGCGACGGACCGAGCAUUUCAGAGCAGCUUGGGCUGCUCCGACAACUGCUCACCACUUCGCCCUCUCAGGAACCUUGGAGCUCGUCCGGCCUACAUGUAUGGGAGCGUGUUGCCAAGGGUCAACUACCGCUGGUUGUGACAGCUUUGAGAGCCGACCACAUUUCACAAGUCCUCCGAUUGAUCGACUCCUUCCCCUCGGUCAAAUUGGUCAUCUCUGGUGCGGCGGAAGGCCACCUUAUCGCACACGAACUAGCCAAGCGAAAAGUGCCCGUGCUGCUGAUCCCUCAAACUUGGCCUCGAACAUGGGACGAGUUGCGCGGACUCAGCGGUCCCCCACUCACCCGCGAGACCACGCUCUCGAGCUUGAUCAAGGCUGGUGUGAAAGUCGCAUUGAAGAUCGAGGAGGGCUGGAUGGCAAGCAACUUGCUCUGGGACGCUACCAGGGCUGCACUCGAGACCAACGGGCUGCUCAGCAAAAAGGAUGUGCUGCAGUUGGUCACUAGUGGUAUCGACCAUGUAUUGGGCAUCGAGAGUGGAGAUGAACAGGAGGAAUUUGUGGUGUACGAUGGAAAUCCGUUCGAGUACGGUGCUAAGGUGCUCGCUGUUCACUCGAAGCGCGGGACCGAAGUCGUGGAAGUGUAG
Molecule: messenger RNA, 3072 nt
Organism: Mycosarcoma maydis (corn smut)
Lineage: Eukaryota; Fungi; Basidiomycota; Ustilaginomycetes; Ustilaginales
Exons: 1
Coding region: 1-3072 (1023 amino acids)
Biological process (GO): purine nucleobase catabolic process
Cellular component (GO): cytoplasm
Molecular function (GO): allantoinase activity
Source: RefSeq, a predicted model, not a curated record